Molecule: messenger RNA, 1911 nt
Organism: Rotaria sp. Silwood1
Lineage: Eukaryota; Metazoa; Rotifera; Eurotatoria; Philodinida; Philodinidae
Source: the annotation of a GenBank genome assembly
AUGCAAAAAUUGAAUGAAGAUUGUUUCUAUUUCCUCACAUCAUCCUGUACAAAAGGUUCAGCAUGUACUUAUCGGCAUAAUUCAGUAGUUUUAACAUGUAAUGUUAUAUGUCCAGAUUGGUUACGUGGAAAUUGUAUAAAUCCAGCUUGUCCAUUACGUCAUAGUUCUGUUCAACGUCAAACUAUAAAUAAUGGAAUAUCAUGUUAUUAUGAAAAUACACCAAUGGGUUGUCUUAAACUUGAUUGUACAUUUGUUCAUUUACGUCCUCGUCCAACAUUAAGAAAUCCAUCAACUCUUAGACCUUCAACGACAAAUCUUGUCAAUAAAGAUACAAUCAAAUCAACAACUAUAACAAAUUCUCCUUCUACUCCUACUAGUAUACUUCAAACAACCAAUGAAUCAAUACCUAGUCCACAAAUAAAUUCUUCUGAAUCUUCAACAUCAAAAGUUGAAACUCCAUUAACGUCCACUGAAAUAUCUUCAUCAACUAUUCCAAAUGAAACGAUACCACGUCGUAUAGCUAUCCCAAUAGAAAAUGAACAAACAGAAACUACAAAUCGUAAUGUUAUUACAGAUUCUAUAGAAAAAAUUCAAGAAGAUACGAAAACUGCAACAACAACACAAUCAAGAGUUGUUGGAAGUCGAAAUGUUGUUAUUGCUGAAUCAGCAAGUACUUCAUCAAAUCGAAAAAUAGUACAAGGAAUAACAAAUCGAGUUGUUGUUUCAUCUGAUACAAUCAAUUCAUCAAAGAGAAUAACAAAUGAUAAUGAUAGUGAUGUUGAUCUAGAUGAUUUAGUUAAACAAUCAGAAAAUGAUAUUAAAAAAACAAAUUCUGUGAUUGAUAUUACAUUUCCUUGUUCAGCUCCAUCAAUAACUAAUCGUUUAUUUGUGUCAACUAAACAAACAACACCAACAAAUGAUACAAAACCAAUUCGAUUAAAUCGUGAUCGUUUGCCCGCAGCAAAAAUAACAAUAACAAACUCAUCAAAUUUUAUGUCUACAUCAUCAAAUGGAGAAAAGACAUCUGCGGGAACAGAAUUAUCACAAGAUGAUGAACGUCGAACAAGUCGUAUUGAACGUUUCAAGAAGAAAUCAACUUCAUCGCCUCGAUCUAUGGUUAAUACAUCAUCAUCAUCAACAAUAACAACUCGUAAUAUUGUUACCUCAUCUACCACUAAUGAACGUAAACGCCCAGGACCGGAAUUAUCAGUAAAUGAUUCACCACCAUCAAAACGUCUUUCUUCUCAACAAGAAAAUAAUCAUUAUCAUAAUACAACAACAACAACAACAACAACUAUUGGUGAUUUAUGUUCGCCACCAUUGAAUUCUCGUCGAACACAUGAUCGUUAUCAUCAUCGACAUCGCUCAUCAUCAUCAUCAUCGUCAUCAUCACAAAGAAAAUCAUCUCCUCGUCAAACAUAUUCAUUAACAUCAUCAAUGGAUGAUUCAACUUGGAAAAAAGAAGUCGAUGAAUUUCUUGCUAAAACAACACAACCAAAAACUUUCAUACCAUCAAAUACAAUGCCAUGUCAACCGGUGCCUCUUCUUUCUUUACGUCCACGUUAUAUACCACCACCACUACUAAAACAACAACAACAAAAACCAACGAUUUCACGUCACCCACCACCUUCUCAACGACCUCGACAACCAUCAUCAGUACCUACUAAACAGUCUGUACCGCCAGUAAUUACUAAUUCUUCUCCAAUUCCAUCAAAACCUACUGAACAAACUCCAUCAAAUAAUAAUAAUAAUAAUAAUAAUAAUAAUCCUCCUGUUCAAGCUUCAACAAUUCUAAAAGAAGAAGAUGAAAAUCGAUUACUUGAACUUGAUGAACCUACCGAUGUUGUUGAUACAUUUGCUUUCAUCGAUGAAGCAUUAUUCGAAGCUGAUCAUCUCCUUGAACUUAUGUGA